GCUACUUCACUGCAGUCGAUCAUAUUAUUUUCGUUGCAAUGUUUGUUUUAUGUAUCCAACCAUAGGUGGAGUUAAGUGUUUGUGUAAAGUGAAUCGUAUUCAUUGUUAUAAAUGUAACGAAUAUAUCGUUUGAGAAAGAAAGUCCUGACCAAUAAUCCAAUAGGAUAAACAAAUUUCAGUGACGUAAAAUGAUGUCUCAUUCAUCGUUCUUGACAUAUUCUUAUACAUAUAGUUGCUUCCAAUGCUUGUGCAGUGUGUCGAAUCGUCGAUGUAAUGACAACACGUCUUCGCUUGAAAGCUGUUGAGUGAUAUUGUACUGUACUUAAACAAAACGGCAGAUCACGGAAAAGAGAAAGAAAAGAACAUAGGAAAAGAAUGAAGAUUUAAAAUAUUUUAAUUUUGUCAAUGUACUUGAACAAUAUUGUACGUUGUUAUCAUAGCAUAUAUUUUACUAUGACUUUGUUUCAUGAGUAAAACCUUCAACACGUUUCAUGCUGUGCUAUUUUCGUACAACUUUCCAUUUAGGUCGCGUGCAUGAAAUACCAUUUACAAUGAAACAAAAGAUCGAGAACAUGAAAUUUAUAUUUUACGCAACUACGUUAGUAAUCGUGAGUAACGUUAUAUGUGGCGCCAGAUACAAUAAAUUACAAUGUAAAGAUGAAAAAGAUGUACCGGUGGAUUGGUACGUGCUUUAUAAGUUACCAAAAGUUCAAACAAGUAGUAAUCCCCUGAUUAGAGAAGGAAUUGCUUAUUUGUACAUAACGAAUGCAACUAUUGAAACUGGUUGGCAAGUGUCUUCUAGGCCCAUCGGUUCGAACAAUUCCAUCCCUGGAAUUACAUUAGCGCCGCUUUACAAUCAGAGUAACGAGAAUGAAAACAUAUGGAGUUUAUAUAACGAUAGUCCACCAAAUUCUUCUUAUGUCUGGAGCUUUGGUCACACAAAGGGUGUAGUGAUGGCAAAUAGUGACCAAGGCUUCUGGUUAAUUCACAGCGUUCCAAAUUUCCCUCCAGUUCCUAAAAGUGGUGUGCAAACUCGACGGUUAAAAAGGGAAAAUAUUACUGCCGAUGGCAAAUACAGUUAUCCGGUGAGUGGAACGUAUUACGGACAAAGUUUUUUAUGUAUUUCCCUUGGCAGUGAUCAGUUCGAUAUUAUUGGAGAACAAUUAAUGUACAACGAAAUAGCAGUGUAUGCAAAAAAUAUUCCUGAUAUACUUGGUAAACAGUACCCGAUAUUGAAAAAUGCGAUCAAUCAGAAACAUAUCAAAACUCCUCCCUACAACCAUAAAGCUGUAAUAAAAUCUCUAAGAAUGAUUGAAUUCAUUUCGUUUGCUAAGGAUGGAAAAUGGGGUAAAGAUUUAUACGGAGAUUUUGUAGCGCCACAAUUGCAAUCAGAUUUAUAUGUUCAGUCAUGGUUGAAUGGCCGAGGCAAGUUACCCUCAAUUUGUACCCGUAGAAAAAUCUACAAUGUUAAAAGCUUUGAAUUCGACGUAGCGAAUGUGAAUUUUGCCAGUAGUCAGGACCAUUCAAAAUGGGCUAUUACAAACACCAAAAAGUCCGCUAAUCGCUGGGUUUGCAUUGGUGAUAUCAAUAGAGCCAAUACACAGUAUUCUCGAGGCGGUGGAAUCGUAUGUUUCAAAGAGGCUCGUUUGUGGACUGAUUAUCGUAAUAUUAUAAAUGACGUAGAACCUUGUAAUCAUACGUAAAGGCUUUAGCAAGAUACAAUGCGUUCAUUUGCCACUUUUUACGAUGAAAAUUACAUACCUUUAAAACAUUAACAGUGGUAACGUUAACGUUAACAAUAAAAUUUAUACGAUAACUUGAGAGUUUCAAGGAUAUUUUAUACGAACGAGUCUAUAAAAGAAGAAAAACGGGUAUUACUUUAAAAGCAUGAAUCAUUGGUAUAUAUACACGUGUACAUAUAGAUAGAAGAUUCUGAAAUAACGAUGUUUUAAUCGAUUUUACAUUAUGUCCGUAACGGAUAUCUCGUCGAUAUACAUCGUAAAGUUGUGCGACAACAGUGCGAGGAUACAAAGUAAUAACCGUCAUAUUAACUGCAGUUUACUUGCAAGUGUAUAAAGAAGAGGUCUCGGUGGCUCUCUAUUACUGUGGAAUAAGGACGAACGACGGGGAUCAGAAGCAGUUCUUAAAUUGGAUUUUAUGAAAGGCGGCAGCGACUCUUCCUGCACCGCCUCUAGUUUCGUCUUUCUUUUUCUCAACCGUGCUUAUUGUCUAUCUAAGGAAAUUGCAGAGGAGCUCGACGUGCCGUUAAUGAAAGAAAAAAGAAAGUUGUCGAGGUUUAGUAAGCGGAAGGAGGGAGAAACGAUUUGCUCUUUAAUGAAAAUUCCAAGAAAUCGGCUGAACUUCGGUCCGUUCUUUAUCGGCUGUUUCAAGUUUCUCGAUCACUUUGAUAGACUUUGUUUCAGAGAUUUCUUUACUUUGAGAGAGAGAAAAAACGGUUGCCCAAAUAUUGCAUCGAUAAGAGUUAUUAUCAUGGCAAUAAAUGCAUGUUGCA
Messenger RNA from Bombus impatiens (common eastern bumble bee), 2512 nucleotides. RefSeq names its product plancitoxin-1 (gene DNaseII). Gene Ontology annotation, biological process: apoptotic DNA fragmentation. Bases 492 to 1703 code for a protein of 403 amino acids. The record is from RefSeq and is a predicted model, not a curated record. Gene Ontology annotation, molecular function: deoxyribonuclease II activity. NCBI's taxonomy places the organism in Eukaryota, Metazoa, Arthropoda, Insecta, Hymenoptera, Apidae. The transcript has 9 exons.